Messenger RNA from Chionomys nivalis (European snow vole), 716 nucleotides. It is a transcript of the gene Avp, whose product is annotated as arginine vasopressin. The record is from RefSeq and is a predicted model, not a curated record. Gene Ontology annotation, molecular function: neurohypophyseal hormone activity. The transcript is spliced from 3 exons. Gene Ontology annotation, cellular component: extracellular region; secretory granule. The coding region runs from base 163 to 669 and encodes 168 amino acids. NCBI's taxonomy places the organism in Eukaryota, Metazoa, Chordata, Mammalia, Rodentia, Cricetidae.
CUGACAGCUUGGGACCUGUCGGCUGUGGGCUCCUGGGGAGCCACCGGGGAGGGGGUCAGCAGCCACGUUGUCGCCUCCUAGGGAACACCUGCAGACAUAAAUAGACAGCCCGCCAAGGCAGCAGAGCAGAGCCAGGAGAGCAGCGCCGCACACUGCCCACCUAUGCUCGCCAAGAUGCUCAACUCUACGCUGUCUGCGUGUUUCCUGAGCCUGCUGGCCUUCACCUCUGCCUGCUACUUCCAGAACUGCCCGAGAGGCGGCAAGAGGGCCAUGCCUGACAUGGAGCUGAGACAGUGCCUCCCCUGCGGCCCCGGCGACCAAGGCCGCUGCUUCGGACCGAACAUCUGCUGCGCCGACGAGCUGGGCUGCUUCGUGGGCACCGCCGAGGCGCUGCGCUGCCAGGAGGAGAACUACCUGCCUUCGCCCUGCCAGUCGGGCCAGAAGCCGUGCGGGAGCGGGGGCCGCUGCGCCGCCGCGGGCAUCUGCUGCAGCGAUGAGAGCUGCGUGACCGAGCCCGAGUGCCGCGAGGAUUUUCUCCGCCUCACCCGCGCUCGCGCACCGAACAACGCCACGCAGCUGGACGGGCCCGCCCGGGCGCUGCUGCUCCGCCUGCUGCAGAUGGCCGGGACGCGGGAGUCCGUGGAUUCUGCCAAGCCCCGGGUCUACUGAACCGUCGCCACCACGCCUCGCCCCUGUUGCAUGGAAAAUAAACUUUU